UGCAUACAUUUUCCAAAGCAACUCCGCGUGUUUAAGUAUGCUGCACAUUCUGUGUUCGUCUGUUUGGGUGCUAUGGAAUUGAGAAUCUGAGAGUUAGGAGUGGAAACUCGGCGAAUUCGGAGGUUUGUGCCUCAAAGGCUCCAAAUUUUCUUCCUCCUCAUCUUCCAACGUUUCAAACACGGUUUCCUUCUAGUAAAUUUGCGCAAAACUUAAAUUUGGGUAAUGUCCAUCACAGUUCACAUUUGAUUGAAUUUGACGACUAUUUCGCCGAGUAACUGUUUGAUGAAAUGCCCUAACCAUGCAUUCCUCACUGCACCCUCACCUUCGCUGCUCUCUCCCCUUUUGACCCCUUCCCUCCCCCACCCUCAUUAUUCUACUUCUCCUGCUCGACCGGUUGGGUGCUCCGAUUCGCGGUUCUGAAAAUGGUGUAAGAAAAUGGUUUAUCUACAAUCUCCAUUACUCUUUCUCGUUCAAUGAAACUUGAUUGGACUCGAUGGUUACUUUUAAAAGCUAUUUGAUUUAUAGAAGAGUAGAUGGUCCUUUCAAAAUCUCCAGAUUUCGUAGCACUUGCUUUUUCUCACUAAAGGAUACAUGCUGGCAUAUAUACGGUGGCUUGAGAUAUUAUCAUUCUGGUUCAGAAUGGGGUAACAAUCAGAGAUUGAAUCCAAACGACAAGCCAAAUAGGGUGGGGCUUUUCUGGGACUUGGACAAUAAACCACCCAAUGCAAUCCCACCUUUUGAAGUUGCCAAUAAGCUGAGAAUAGCUGCAUCUUCCUUUGGGAUUGUUCGUUACAUGGUGGCUUAUGCAAAUAGCCACACUUUUAGUCAUGUUCCUCAAUCUGUACGGGAGAAAAGGAAAGAGAGGGAACUGUUCUAUCGUUUAGAGAACAAGGGUGUGAUCAAGCGAAAUGAACCGUAUCGUUGUCGGGUUUGUGGGAGAAAGUUUUAUACUAAUGACAAGCUUGUCAACCAUUUCAAGCAACUGCAUGAGCGUGAGCACGGGAAAAGGAUGAACCAGAUUGAGUCUGCCAGAGGGAACAGGAAGGUGAAGUUGGUGGCUAAGUAUUCUAUGAAAAUGGAAAAGUAUAAGAAGGCUGCAAGUGCUAUUCUCACACCCAAAGUGGGGUAUGGUUUGGCAGAUGAGCUCAAACGGGCUGGGUUUUGGGUUCAAACUGUGUUGGAUAAGCCGCAAGCUGCAGAUCGAGCAUUGCAAAGCCACAUUGUGGAUGUCAUGGAUCAUAGGCGGGUUGAGUGUGUGGUUCUUGUGUCUGAUGAUUCUGAUUUUGUUGAUGUGAUAAAGGAAGCAAGGCUGCGAUGUCUGAAGACGGUUGUCGUUGGGGAUAUUGAUGAUGGUGUCUUGAAGAGGACUGCUGAUACUGCCUUUUCCUGGGAGGAAAUUCUGAUGGGGAAGGCUAAAAAACAGGCUGUUUCGGUUGUGAAAAACUGGAAGGAUCGUGAUAUUUUGAAGAGGUUAGAGUGGACAUAUAACCCAGAUGCGGAUAAAAAUAAAUUCGAUAUGGAUGAUAUUAUAGCGGAAACAUCUGAAGAUGAUAAUAUUGAAGAUACCUCUGAUGAAGUUGAUGAUGUCUAUAAGGAUGACAGAGGUUCUUGGUGGGAAUUAGAUUCUGACAAUGAUGUCACAGAGGGACAGUUGGACAAAUUAUCCGAUUUAUCUGUUCAUAAGUGAACACUUGACCUUCUACUUGACAGAGUUUGGUCAUCGAAUAUGUGAAAUAACACUAUGUUGUAAGUUAUGAAUAGUUGUGGUAACUUUGAAAAGGAAUGUAGUAUCUACUUAUUAGUUGUCUCGUUUUCUUGCUUCACAGUCUUUAUCAGCUGGCAUUGUUUGAUUUGUUCUGCUUCCUUGUUAUGGAUGCCUAAUUUGAUAUGUUUCUUUGGAAAAACAGCUAUUUGCACUUAAAAUCAGGAAAAAGGACUUUGUAUUGUA
Messenger RNA from Vigna unguiculata (cowpea), 1948 nucleotides. RefSeq lists its product as uncharacterized. Lineage: Eukaryota; Viridiplantae; Streptophyta; Magnoliopsida; Fabales; Fabaceae. The record is from RefSeq and is a predicted model, not a curated record. Gene Ontology annotation, molecular function: RNA nuclease activity.